Molecule: messenger RNA, 828 nt
Organism: Diuraphis noxia (Russian wheat aphid)
Lineage: Eukaryota; Metazoa; Arthropoda; Insecta; Hemiptera; Aphididae
Product: cuticle protein 19.8-like
Cellular component (GO): extracellular matrix
Source: RefSeq, a predicted model, not a curated record
AGUUCGCCGAGAAGAACUCCGAGUGCAACACGUCUCCUUCUCGGUCUUAUAAUAUAUCUAUAUGCGAUAUACCUGCUCAAGCACCAACGCGUAUAUAUACCAUUACCUAUAUAUUAUAUACCUAGCGCCACAGCGAGAUAAGUAUAUACAUAAUCAACGAUAAUACACUGCAGACAAUAAUAUGGACGCUAAUAAGRCGAGUGUUUCAUACUGCCGCGUCGUCGCAGUCUUCGUCCUGGCCGCAUGCGCCGUUGYCUCUGCGUCUCCUUUCCAGCUUCACGAUGACUCGUCGACCGCAGAGCACGGCAGUGACGACUCACACAAGCCCGGKUCGACGUAUCACUUUCAGUACGCGGUUCACGACCCACUGACCGGCGACGAGAAGAGCCAGAAUGAGGUGGGCGACGGGCAUGGGUCGGUGAAGGGCACGUACAGCCUGGUGGAACCGGACGGCUCCACCCGCGUGGUCGAGUACACGGCCGAUGACGAGCACGGUUUUAGGGCCGUAGUGAAGAGGAUCGAACCGGUGCACGGUAAACAUCACAUCCUCCCGUCACCUGCAYCCGCCGACGACUCAUCAUACAAGUUUGACUUUGCCGCCGAACACGCCGCCGCCGCAGCCCCACCCCAGGUUGACUACGAACUGCAACAGUCGCUACACAACAACUACCCGCUGCAGGAACACCAACCCGAACUCCAUCAAUUCUCAUCAUCGCACCGUUAAAGUCUCCCAUUAGGUAAGGUUAUUAGGUUAGCUGUCGUCUCCYGCGCCGCUUCACAUAUUGUUAUUAUUAUUUCACAUACUACGCGGAACUGCGGUAGAUAAUA